This is a messenger RNA of Penicillium macrosclerotiorum, 657 nucleotides long. RefSeq names its product ETC complex I subunit. NCBI's taxonomy places the organism in Eukaryota, Fungi, Ascomycota, Eurotiomycetes, Eurotiales, Aspergillaceae. The transcript is spliced from 3 exons. Gene Ontology annotation, biological process: electron transport chain. Bases 1 to 657 code for a protein of 218 amino acids. The record is from RefSeq and is a predicted model, not a curated record.
AUGUCGCUCUUCAGAAUUGGAGGUGCUUCUGGCCUCCGUGCGACUCGGUUUGCGACUCCUAUCAAUGCCCGCUUUGUCUCCAAUGCCGCGAAGGGCUCUGCUUCCGUCAAGACCAGCCCGGCCGAUGCUCCCACCACGCGCAGCCAGGAUAGCUCUUUGAUCAACCAGCAGAGCCCUUCGGAGGCAAUGGCCCGUCAUCAGCCAGACUAUGAGGCUACUAUUGACCACGGAACCUCUCAAUUUUCUCCCGUGCCUAAACGUGUCAUGGAUGGCAGUGAGCCCACUGGUGCUCUUCCUGCUGCUGUUCUGUCUGGUGCCCCUACUGAUUUGCAGGCCCGCACUGUCAGAAUCUACCGCCCUACCAAGGCCGCUACUCAGUCUGGCACCUGGCAUCAACACCACUGGCGUAUGGAUUGGGAUAUCUUGCAGAGAGGUCACCGAUGGGAGAACCCGCUGAUGGGGUGGCAAUCUUCCGCCGAUGGUAUGCAGGGAACCCACAUGAAGUUCAAGUCAAAGGAGGACGCCAUUGCCUUUGCCCAGAAGCAGGGCUAUGAAUACUUUGUCCAGGAGCCGAAUGAGCGCCGGUUCACACCAAAGAAUUACGCCAACAAUUUCCUCCACGAACCCAAGAAGCUCAAGCACAUCAAGACCAAAUGA